GCCAAAAAAGCGUACAGCGCUUGUCAAAACCCGCGCACUGUCGUCGUCGAAACCAUCUCGCAUUUGCUUCGAUUGACCUCGACCUCGCAAGGAUGGGUCUUCUCACCGACUGCGAGGAACUGUUCGGCACCUCUGACUUGUACAAACUUUUCGGCGUGCCCCGAGACGCCUCCGAAGGCGCCGUCAAGAAGGCGUACAGGCGUCUUUCGCUUCUAGUCCACCCCGACCGUGCCGACGAAGCCCAGAAGGAGGCGGCCACCCGAAAAUUUCAGGUCCUCUCCAAGGCUCACCUGGUGCUGGCCGAUGCCGACAAGCGGGCCGCCUACGACGACACCGGUUGCGUCGACGAGGAUGACGACUUGGACGGCGACCGCGACUGGACCUCUUAUUGGCGCUGCCUUUUCCCCAAGAUCACCGUGGCUGACGUCGAAAAGUACCUCGCCAAGUACCGGGGCUCUGACGAAGAGCUGGCUGACCUGAAGGCCUGCUACGAGCGCUUCGAGGGCGACUUCGACGCCAUCAGCGAACACCUCAUCGGCUUCGAGAUGGAAGAGGAGGACCGCUACCGCGCCAUCCUAAACAAGCUCAUAAAGGACGGCGAGGUGAAGGCGUACCCCAAGUUCACCAGGGAGACCAAGAAGUCCCGCAACUCACGCAAGAAACGGUACCUCAAGGAAGCCGAGGAAGCCCAGAGCAUGAAGAUGGAGCUCGGUUUGGAUGACAGCGGGGAAUCGCUGGCAAACGCCAUCGCCAAGCGGCAGCAGUCGAGGGAGGCCGACUUUGGAAAUCUAAUCGCGAACCUUGAAGCUAAGUACUGCAAGCCCAAGAAGAAGAAAGUGACCAAGUGAUCAGCUUGCUCCUUCAUGCCCCGUGUGGUGUUGAGACUUAUGACAGGGGCGCAA
Molecule: messenger RNA, 902 nt
Organism: Rhipicephalus sanguineus (brown dog tick)
Lineage: Eukaryota; Metazoa; Arthropoda; Arachnida; Ixodida; Ixodidae
Product: dnaJ homolog subfamily C member 9
Exons: 4
Coding region: 93-848 (251 amino acids)
Cellular component (GO): cytoplasm; nucleus
Molecular function (GO): heat shock protein binding
Source: RefSeq, a predicted model, not a curated record